Messenger RNA from Triticum dicoccoides, 2654 nucleotides. RefSeq lists its product as uncharacterized. Bases 114 to 2462 code for a protein of 782 amino acids. Gene Ontology annotation, biological process: protein phosphorylation. Gene Ontology annotation, cellular component: chloroplast. The record is from RefSeq and is a predicted model, not a curated record. Gene Ontology annotation, molecular function: protein kinase activity; ATP binding. The transcript is spliced from 13 exons. Lineage: Eukaryota; Viridiplantae; Streptophyta; Magnoliopsida; Poales; Poaceae.
GACCGCCUGCCGCGCUUUUUCCACCGCUCCAUCGGUUACCACUUACCUCCACUGCUACUCUCUCCCCUCUUCCUUCUCUUCUACCUCCGCGUCUCGGGGUCUCACUCCCGCCCAUGGAGGCCGCCACGGCGCCGCACCUGCUGCAGUGCGGGGGGUUCGGCCGGGGCCGGGUCGUGGCCGGGCUCGUCUCCCCGCUGCCGCGCCGCUCCACGCACCAACACCAGCGCCGCCUCCGCCGCGUGCUCGCCGUCGCCACCGAGCCCAGGCCACCCCCUCCCUCGCCGCCGGCCCCGCCCCGCCCCGGCAGGACCAGGGCUAACACCAUCCAGUCCACCAGGUUCGGGGACGUGUCCAAGGAGAUCAAGCGGGUGCGGAAGCAGAUGGAGGAGGACGAGCAGCUGGCCUCCCUCAUGCGCGGCCUCCGCGGCCAGAACCUCCGCGACGACCAGUUCGCCGACAAAGACGUCACCAUGCGACUCGUCGAGGUGACCAACACCGAGGGGCUGCCUCUUGUGUACAGCCCCGAGAUCAUUUCGGCCUACUGGGGCAAACGCCCGGGCGCCGUCGCCACCCGAGCCGUGCAGCUCUUGUCUGUGGCUGGUGGUUUUAUCUCCCACAUCAUAUCGGACCUCAUCACCGACAAAAUCAAGGAGAACGAAGUGACACGCGCGAUCGAGCUGAGGGAGAUCGUCACGUCUUUGGGCCCUGCUUACAUCAAGCUCGGCCAGGCGCUGAGCAUCCGGCCGGACAUUCUGUCCCCUGCAGCGAUGACCGAGCUGCAGAAGCUAUGUGACAAGGUUCCUUCGUUCCCUGACGAUAUCGCGAUGGCUCUCCUGGAAGAAGAGCUUGGCCGGCCAUGGCAAGACAUAUACUCAGAACUGUCUCCCUCACCAAUCGCCGCAGCAUCUCUGGGACAGGUAUACAAAGGCCGGUUGAAAGACACUGGAGAACUGGUAGCUGUGAAAGUGCAGAGGCCAUUUGUACUUGAGACUGUCACCAUAGAUCUAUUCAUCAUUAGAAAUUUGGGGUUGGUUCUCAAGAGAUUUCCACAGGUUGCCCUUGAUGUUGUUGGCCUAGUAGAUGAGUGGGCUGCCCGGUUUUUUGAAGAACUCGAUUAUGUCAACGAAGGGGAAAAUGGCACCCUCUUCGCUGAAAUGAUGAGAGAAGAUCUUCCUCAGGUUGUUGUACCAAAGACAUACCCUGAAUAUACGUCCAGAAAAGUUCUUACCACAGGGUGGGUAGAUGGUGAGAAGCUUUCACAAAGUACUGAGGAUGAUGUUGGGUCAUUGGUUAAUGUUGGUGUUAUAUGCUAUCUAAAGCAGUUACUUGAUACUGGAUUCUUCCAUGCUGACCCUCAUCCUGGAAAUAUGAUUAGGACACCAGAUGGAAAGCUUUGUAUUCUUGAUUUUGGGCUUGUGACAAAAUUGACAGAUGAUCAGAAGUACGGAAUGAUUGAAGCAAUAGCUCACCUUAUUCAUCGUGAUUAUGAUGCAAUCGUGAAGGACUUUGUGAAGCUUGGUUUUAUCCCUGAGGGAGUUAACUUGGAUCCAAUCUUACCUGUGCUGGCUAAAGUUUUUGAUCAGGCACUUGAAGGAGGUGGUGCGAAGAAUAUUAACUUUCAGGAGUUGGCAGCGGAUCUAGCACAGAUAACAUUUGAUUACCCAUUCAAGAUACCUCCGUAUUUUGCUUUGAUUAUUAGAGCAAUUGGAGUACUAGAAGGUAUUGCUUUGGUGGGAGACCCUGAAUUUGCCAUUGUGGAUGAAGCAUAUCCAUAUAUUGCACAGAGGCUGCUAACGGAUGAAUCACCUCGACUAAGGAGUGCCUUGCGUUACACAAUAUACGGCAAAACAGGUGUCUUUGACGCAGAGAGGUUCAUUGACGUGAUGCAAGCUUUCGAGAAUUUCAUUAGUGCAGCAAAGAGCGGUGGUGGGGAGGACAUGAAGGGUAACAUGGCUGAGCUGGGUGCUAUAGGAUUCCAACCUAGCACCAGUUUAGUUCCUGCAUUCCCAAUGGCCAUCUCCCAACCGGAGAACCCAAUCAAAGCUCGGGCGGCUCUCUCUUUUCUACUCUCUGACAGGGGUGACUUCUUCCGGGAGUUCAUUCUUGACGAGAUUGUGAAAGCCAUCGACGCGGUUUCAAGGGAGCAGUUGCUACAAAUUGCUUCAUCUUUCGGGGUCAGAAAUCCCGUCCCGGUUUUCGGCAUGGUUCCUGUGAGGUCCGGAGCAUUGCUUCCUACAAUCACAGAGGAAGACAGGAUCAUCUUGAACAAUGUCGAGAAGGUCGUCAAGUUUCUAUCGGCUGGGACGGCAAAUCCAACAGUCAACGGGGACGUAAAUGUCGUGUCUCUGGUGCAAGAGCUUCUACCCGUGUUGCCGAGCAUCACGUCGAAGAUCCUACCAGAUGUCUUGAGCCGGUUGUCAUCACGUGUAUUCGCACGGGUGAUCCGGGAAUCAUUUUUGUGAAGCGCUUUUAGUUUUUGUUUUCUUCUUCUUUUGACAGGAAAUUAAAGAGUUAUUUCUCCUUUUCCUUUCAUGCAAACAACACACACAUACAAGAUGAUAGAAUGAUGUACAGAAACAUGAUGUAUAUAAUCUAUGCCUGCAUAUAUGCAGAUUAACCAAUGUUUAACCAGCAAUUCUGGCUUUUCUUGUGGA